AUGGGAUCAAGCGGAAAAGGUCCAACAGUGGCCGGGGUAGCGGUCGCGUUCGCGAUCUGGACAUUUAUUAUCGUUUGUCUUCGGCUGUUUUCUCGUAUCUUUGUUAUACAAAGGAUGGGGUACGAUGACUGUCUGAUUGUCUUUGCCUGUCUCACGUCAUGGGCAUUCUCCGCCGUGACUGUCGUGUCUGUUGAGAAAGGUAUGGGCUCCCACCUAGUGGACGUGAACCCCGAUAAUAUGGAGACAUACGCUCUGGUGGUUUGGCUGAGCUCGUUGUUUUACCUCGCCACAUUGGGCUUAAUCAAGUCGUCUGUCUGUCUAUUUUAUACUCGUCUGGGCGAUCGACUUCUGAACCGGCUCUCGAUGAUCAUGCUGUGUAUUCUCGUAGCGCAAGCCUCCUCGUUUGUGUUGACAGCAGCAUUUCAGUGCCAGCCCAUUGAGAAGGCUUGGAAAACUACCACGCCAGGGAAAUGUGUGGACAUCAACGUCUUCUACCUCGCCAACGCAGCACUAAACAUUUUGACGGACAUCUUGACGUAUACCCUGCCGCUGGGAGUUAUAUUUAAGCUCCAGGUGCCAGUGAAGCAGAAGAUUGCACUAGGGUUCAUUCUCUGUGUCGGGCUAUUUGCUUGCAUUUCGUCAGUAAUUCGAAUCACGUACAUUCCUGCCAUGCUAUCGGAUCCGGACGCUACAUGGGUGAUUAGCGAGCCGAUGUACUGGUCUGUAAUCGAAAUCAACGUCGGUAUUUUUGCCUCAUCUAUCCCAUCAUUCAAGGCAAUUGCCUCCCGCUUCCAUCCCAGACUUAUCGGCGAGUAUUCUUCUGGCAAAGGGUACAGUGGUUGGUCUGGUAGCGGAGAAGCCAGAAAGUACUCAGCGGGAUUUGCCCGAGUAGAGGAGGAGAAUGUUGCCAUGGACCCUGUCCGUCCUCGACAGCCGGACGGGGAUAGCAUAUUUGGUACACAGAUUCGGUAUGGAGGGACUCAUAGUCAGGAACGGAUCUUUGUCCCUGACGGCAUGAUAUACGCCCAUACAGAGAUUAAGACCAACGUGGAGGCCAGCCGAAACAUGGGUCGUCGAUCGUCGUCCCCUUCUCCUUGA
Aspergillus alliaceus is the source of this 1098-nucleotide messenger RNA. RefSeq names its product putative integral membrane protein Pth11-like. Lineage: Eukaryota; Fungi; Ascomycota; Eurotiomycetes; Eurotiales; Aspergillaceae. The record is from RefSeq and is a predicted model, not a curated record. The transcript has 6 exons. The coding region runs from base 1 to 1098 and encodes 365 amino acids.